Messenger RNA from Adineta ricciae, 2052 nucleotides. Lineage: Eukaryota; Metazoa; Rotifera; Eurotatoria; Adinetida; Adinetidae. The record is from the annotation of a GenBank genome assembly.
AUGAGUUUAUUUAGUUUAUCAAAUACAAAGAUUUUUGAUAAAUUGCUAGAAAAAGCGACAAGUCCAUUGUUGCUCGAGCCCGAUUGGGAAUCCGUUCUUCAAUUAUGUGACAUCGUUAAAUCGCAAGAAGUUCCUGCAAAAUACGCCGUUCAAGGAAUUAAGAAGAAAUUCGGUCACGAAAAUGCCCAUGUUAUCCUCAGUUCACUUCAAUGUUUGGAAUCUAUAGUAAAGAAUUGUGGUGGAGCUGUUCAUAAAGAACUCGCUCAACGAGACAUGGUCGAAGCAUUACGAGAAUUAGCAAAGAAUGGGCCGGAUGUGAUUCGUGAUAAAGUCUGUGAAUUGAUUCAAUGUUGGUCUCAUGGUCUCGGUCAACAGUAUAAGAUCUUCACUGACACUUACAAUCUAAUGAAACUGGAAAAUUACCGUUUUCCGCCGUUGAAAGAAAGCGAAGCUAUGUUUGAAAAUGGUGACAUAGCCCCUGAAUGGCGCGACGAUAAAGAAUGCUUUCGCUGUCGACAAGUCUUUACUACAUUCAUUCGAAAACAUCAUUGUCGAGCAUGUGGUGAUAUUUUCUGCGACAAAUGCUCAUCCAAACAAUGUCCUGUUCCCAAAUUUGGCUUUGAUCGCGAUGUUCGUGUUUGUGAUGCAUGUUAUGAAAAACUGACAACAGGAGCGCCAUUAGCUUCCAAUCCAGUUCCAAAACCAAUCACAACAACAAAUACAACGAGAACGUUAUCAUCGUCUGCUCCACCGACGAAAAGUCAAGCAGAAAUCGACGAAGAAGAGUCGUUUCAAUUGGCAUUAGCAAUAUCACAAAGUGAAGCGGAUGAAAAAGAAAGGCAGAAAAAGAUGCUAACACAGAAAUAUGCGAUGUCAAGUUUUCUGACAGCACCAACAAACAACAACAACAGCAACAACAAUUAUAGCACACCAAGUGUCUCGGAAACUAACAAUGAAUAUUCUGAAUUAACAAAAUACAUCGAACGAGGACGCCGAGAACAGCAACAGCAAGAACAACCAAACGGACUCAAUGUUUCCAAUGGACAUACAGUUGAAGCACUUGCACCACUACCUGAUGAAUUAAAUAAAUUUAUUACCGACAGAGAAAUCGAUCAAUUUACAUCACUUGUGACGGAUCAUAUCAAUAAUUUCAAAUUUCGAAUGUUGAGCAAUCAACAACGAAGUAGAAAUAUCACAACAGAUACGGCAGUACAAUCCGUGUUUGUUAUGCUUCAACAUCUUCAUCCUGAAUUACAUCGUUACAUGCAAUUAUUAGAGGAUAAACGAGCCUAUUUCGAAAAUUUACAAGAUAAAUUAAAUCAAUUGAAAGAUGCACGUGAGGCAUUAAAUGCCUUACGUACCGAACAUUACGAAAGAAAGCAACAAGAAGCUUUAGAACGUGAUCGGCAACGGCAAAUUCAAUUAGCGCAAAAACUUGAUUUUAUGAGACAAAAGAAACAAGAAUAUCUUGAGUACCAACGGCAAGUUCAUCUUCAGCGUUUAGCUCAACAAGAACAAGAAAUGAAAACCCGCCUUGAACAACAACGACAGUUAACAUUAGUUCGUGAACAAUUGGCACAAAACCCUCAAUUGCCAAUGGUACCGUAUGACUAUGGUCAGUUACCACAAUCGAAUCUUCCUUAUCAACCGCCAUAUACAACAUUGCCGCCACAAGCAUCAUUCAUGGAUCCAACAAGUCAGCACUCACUUGGGCCCUCAUUUCCAGCCCAACCACCUUUACCUCCGACUCACUAUCCACCUAUGAUGAUGUAUCCACCAAAAAUGGAUGCGAAUUUAUUACCUCAUGUGCCAACUUCAUUACCAUCUAUGCAUGCAAUCCCGUACACAACGGGAGUCAAUGGAGAUAACAACUUCACUGUAUCUUCUGGCACAGUGCCAAUGACUAACAAUGUGAAUAUGUCUUAUAAUCAACAAGCACCACAGCAACAGCAGCAGCAGCAGCAACAACAACAACAACCACCACCGCAGCAUCAAUCGGCUCCUGUUGUCAGUGAAGAAAAACCUGAACUACAAUUGAUAUCUUUUGAUUAA